UUUUUUUUUAAAUUACAGACUAUAAUAGAUUACGGAUGUUAAACGCAUGUCAUAUAUACAAUAAUAGUAGUAGUAAUAGUAAUGAUAGUAGCAUUAGUAGUCAUUGUAUCCGAACAACAUGGGUUACACCACUUACCUCGUACAUGUCUGUGUGCUAUUGUGUGCCUUGUUUAAUACAGUGCUGCCAAUUGUUAAAGGCUGAAAAGCUUUAUGCAAAUUUCUAUUGGUUAAGUUUGCGACUUUAUUCCGUGCCUAUUCUGUUAUUAUGUGGCCUAACUAGUACUUUAUACAUAUAAAUAUAUAAAUAUGUAUAUCAAUGUAUCUAUAUAUGUACACCCUAAAUCGAUACAACUAAACACAUCUUUUUAUUAUCUUGUUCAAAAUAAUAAAUGAUUAGUAUGUUCUUUAUAAUAAAAUUAUAAAUAAAGAUUUUAUUAAAAUCCUUUUGAGCGUGUGAUACCAUUACAUCAAUUCCCGCCCGAAUUCUAUCAAUAUAAAAGAAAGAAAAAAAAAA
Messenger RNA from Cokeromyces recurvatus, 514 nucleotides. RefSeq lists its product as uncharacterized. Bases 36 to 296 code for a protein of 86 amino acids. NCBI's taxonomy places the organism in Eukaryota, Fungi, Mucoromycota, Mucoromycetes, Mucorales, Mucoraceae. The transcript has a single exon. The record is from RefSeq and is a predicted model, not a curated record.